AUGGAAAAGACCAUGACCGAACAAGUUGAUAAUGAGUCAACAAAAAGUAAGUCAGAUGCGCCAGAAAAUUCCGUUUACAACCCAGUCGGGACUAAAAAGUCCGACAACCCCGGAAUCAUAAAACUAGGAAUUAAUAAAACUACACAAAUCGGAUCACAAAAUUUACUCAAUACACACAAUAAUAAUACAAACACUACUAAUGGUAAUAGAAAUACAAAUAAUACUAAAGCAAAUAUAAAUAAUAUGAAUAGUGAUAAUAAUAUGACAAAUAUUGGUAAUGGAGCAGAUAAUGUAGGACUGGAAUCGAGUCUGAAAAAUGACAAAGUUGUCACAGAACCAACCCCCAAAAGUGUAAAUGAUGGAAUGAAAGUGAAUAAUGCAGUAUUGAAUAGUUUAUCUAAGUUUGCACCAUGUCCUGUAAUUUGUAAACCAAACGCCGUUUCAUCAGUUUUAAACAGAAGCUUCUCAGGAAAUUCUUGCCCAAUCAGUUCUCCGAGAAAUUGCAAUCACACGACCAACCCAGCCACCACACAUAACAGGAUUAACUUAGUUGGUAGCAAUUCGUUUGGUAGUGAGAGCUCAGUGGAUAAAGGCACUGAAAAGAUUUCAUAUUCAAAGUUUUUUGACACAUCAGAUGAGUCAAUAAGCAUACUGAAGAAAAUGUUCGCUAAUAAUAUGGCGCCUGUUAGUGAGAGUGUGCCUGUGAUGGGAGAUGAACGGAAGUUUGAGUGGAUCCCUAACGAUUCGGAAGAUCCCACAUCAUACUCUGAGCCAGGAUUUGGUAGGUCACGAGGGCCUAAUUGUGAUUCUAGUUCGUUAACGGGUGAUCUUUCGGGCCUUUUUGAGGACAACUUUGAGGAUGAAUGUGACGGGUACCUUUUGUCGAGUUAUUACAACUACGGCCAGAGUGAUUUGGACACUAGGCUUAGAAACCUCUCAUCAGUUCACGAGAGCCUGUAUACCUCGUCAGAAGUGACAACACUCAGAACACUAGAAAAGUUCCUUCUUAACCUGUUGCAGAAGACGAACCAGUAUGGUAAUCUCACACCCUUUGGGAAACUUCUAGCCUUCAUCAACCUCAGCUACCUCAAAAAACACAUUAACAUGCUUGAAUCGCUAUAUAAUCACCCAGAAAUGUCAAUCAUACGAAAAGCCCUUAAUAACAAUAGUAAUAAUCAAGGCCAAAUUUCUAAAACACUAAAUACAUCUGCAGGAUUAUCAGAAAUUAAAUUGACGAAUGAAGAAGCAUUGAAUGCAUUUACUCAGUUGUUGAACAAAACGAGUAAGGAUAUAGCGGGGAAUGUGCCAUCAGUGACCACUAACACUAAGACAAAAACCACUUCCUCUGGAAUCAAAUACAACAAACAGCGUCUGACGAUUGUCGACACGCUCUCGUCAAUGUACAAGACUGGUGGAGAGCCUCACUUCCCGCGCUUCGUCUGCGGCUCAAUUGACCGCUCUAAAGUAGUUCAGUCGGAGACUAUUAGCAUACCCUUUGAUAAAUCAGAACGACAUAAUAUACACGUACAAUUCGAGAAAUUCGACCCCAAAGAUUCAAUCAUGUGGCCGAAACUUAACACACUAUCACAGACCAUCACAGAAAGAACGAGUGUGCAAGUGGCACCGUUGAAGUAUGGGAGUUUGAUGGGUUGGAAGGCGGGAACAGUGGCCUCUAUCUCAUCAGGACAAUUGAUGAUACGAGUGCCAAACGAGCAGAAGGAAAGAAUGUAUCUAUUGCGGAACUUCAUCCCGCCAAACGUGCCUGUUGUCAAGCUCGAGAAGGGGUACUGGCGCCUUCUGCCCAGGGAACUGGACGUCAACACCGACCUCUACGUAGGCUCCUGCCUCUCACUGCUUAACUUGGCUGAAAACGAUGAGUCGAUUGACGUUGUCGUUGUAAAUCUCUUUUUCUCACAAGAAAACUCACCUAUCGCACCCAUUAAACCACCCUACGAUGAGACAAAUUUCUAUUCGAACCCGAAUGAUACUGAAAAUAACAAGAAACACCCGGAAAAUUCAAGUGAUCAUGAUGAUAAGGGAAAAUGUUUAGAAAACAAUAAGGAUGGUAAUAACUCCAAUGAAAACGCAAACGAGGAGAAGUUAAAGAGUUCAAUUGGUACUUGCCGUUGUGAAGGAUAUAGUUUAAGAAUAUUUGAGGGUAAAUAUGUUGGAGUACCAGAUCGAAUUUUAGUACACAGUUUACAUGAUAAGAAGGAACAUGAGGUGAAAGUGAGCGAGUUGCGAGGCUUUAAGCUUAACUACGACGUCCAGGCACACUUUGACGGUACAAGCGUAAAUGGCCAGUUCCCAAAUGGAGUGUGGGUAGUUCCAAGAAAUAUUUCGUUCCUGGGCAAUUCUCUAGUUACUAAGGAUUCAACAAGGCCAGGUUAUGCCUGGCUUUUCAGGCCCGAUUACUGUCUAAUGAUUUUCCCAUUCAGUCGUACGGUUGACGUGCUACAGGAUCUCUGCAGACUCAUUCCAUUUCUCCACCCAGAACUUAACUAUUUGGCACUUUGUGCCGGGCUUUGGUCACUCAGAAAUAACCCAGAGAUUAGAGAUCGUGAGUCCGUUUCCUAUACCCGAAGCCAAAAGGCUGCAAUUCGAGACCUCACCUCAAAUGACGUAGUAAACGAAGUGUGCGCCGACGUACUCCGAUGCCCAUUCUCACUAAUCCGCAGACUCUACGCCUGUUUCCCAGUCUUCAGCCUCUGGAUUGCACUUGACCUUUACGACUCAGAAAAUGAUCCUGAUCCAACAAUUCCAACUUGUAUUACAACUAUUCCACCCACAUACUGUGAGAAGUGCAAUGGAAUCCGUUUCAAGAAAACUGGAAUCACAAAGAUCGUUCCAAACAAGUUCAACAAUCUUUUCAAAUCCAUUACCACAAAUACUGUUAAUACUAGUAGUACUACUACUACUAAUAAUGUAGCUAAUACUAAGGAGACUGACACAACUACUAAUAGUAAUAAUACCGUCACUAAUAACACAGAUACAAAUAAUAACACUAAUACUGAUGAACAAUUAAAGGUUGUUAAAGGUGAUGCUACAGAUGAGAAUAGUGUUAGUAUUGAAAGGAUACCGGUAUUGACGGAUUUGGAGCGAGUGGAGGAUAUGGUGAAGAGGUUUGAGUCAUUAGCCAAUUCUCGUUGGAGGAUGACUCGGGAGUUCACAGCAUCCUAUAGUUUAGAUGACGAGAUUUCGAUGCUGACGACUUCCCCGCAGACCUCUGCCCGCACGAACUCGGAGUUCAUCUUGCAGCUGGCAGGCCUGAUGAGUAACGUGAAAAGAGGAAAGGACGCACAGGUUGACCCGAACCUAGUCUUCAAGCUGUACCAACUAGCAGAAGAAUGUGCUUCAACCACAGAAGGAGCACUUCUUACAGGCUGGUCAUCAUACAUACUCUCAUACCCCAAAGAAGACAAUAAUAUCCAGAAUAUUCACUCUAGAACUCAAAAUAAGCCAAAGGAUUUACUACAGGGGUUAGGUGCCAUGAGUGCCAUUAGCAGUCCUGGAAUAUGUCCUCUAAAUUCCUUUAAAUCCAGUAAUUCUCCCUCCCUCUCACUUAACUCACCCUCAAUCUUAAACUCGCCCUCUAUCUCACUUAACUCACCUUUCAUAUCAUUGAAUUCGCCUUGCAUCCACAUUAACUCACCCAAGAAUAAGACCAACCUUUCUUCUCUCACCUGUCCAAUUAAAAACUCGGUUCACAACAUUGCUGGUAAUACCCCUUGUCCAUUUACUGGCAACCUUGUUAAUAACGUGCCUAGUACUCAGUUUAACAGUAGCCUGGCUAAUGAUGUUAAUUUGAUGAAGGCAGGAUGUCCCAUCAGAAGCUGCCCCGUAGAUUUAACAAGCAAUUAUACACAAUUGCUGGCAAACAAUCCAAUACUAACUGACCUAUCAAACAUGUAUAAACGUAAAAGAGAAGCUGAUAUUAAUAGAAAGGACAGUGACUUGGGAGAAAGAUUCAUUGACAUUACCCGUAAAUUUAGUGCAAUUAAUAGAAAAGAUAGUGAAAUGAGGAGGAAUAGUGAUAUGAGUCGCAGAGCUGAGGAUGGUAGAGUUGGAAUCAAGUAUCAGAAAGGAAUGAAUAUACAGCUAGGGCUCCAGGUGAAGCAACAGGAAUUAGCUGCCAGGAAGGCUAAAACACCCGAAAAGGAAGUGGAAUUCAUUGAUGACCCGCACGACUUCUGCAAGUUCAACGACCUCCCCAAGAGAAGGUCCUACAUCUCAUCAAUCAAGUGGGACGAAGACCUCGAAAUGGGUUUGUUACACAAAUUUAAUGUGUUUGAAGUGAAUAUUGGUGGAGUCAGGUGGAUUCGGCACUGGGCAAAGAAGAAGAGCGUUAAAAGUACCCAUUACUUGAUUGGUGACGGAGAUUCUUCACUUUACAGACCAGUUGUCCCAGGGAGUAUUUUGGCCAACGGCAGAAAACUUCCAAAUAGGAAAACUAAACCCAGAGAAUUUCGACUCUGCGCUACUUCUUCUGGCAAAUUUGCACUUGUUCAGCCUUACCCGCCAAACGUUAAUCCUACCCUUGCUCCUUUUCCGAAAAACGUAUCGGGAAGUGGAAAUGACUUGAACAAAUUGGGUCAUUUUAAAUUUGUGCAAAAAUACAAGGGCGUGGAGUACGUCUCUCUCAAGCGGAUGGUGCCUUACCCAAGGGGCAGGUACGCUUACACAUUUGACACGGACCGAAUUUUUCCCACACAAAAAUCUAAGUAA
Molecule: messenger RNA, 4725 nt
Organism: Theileria annulata
Lineage: Eukaryota; Apicomplexa; Aconoidasida; Piroplasmida; Theileriidae
Exons: 5
Coding region: 1-4725 (1574 amino acids)
Source: RefSeq, a predicted model, not a curated record